AUGGUCCACGUAAAGAUAUACCGCCCCGGAGACGGUGCCCAAACUGAGGAGCAAGACGCAUCCAGCUAUCGAACAACUUUAGACCAAUGGAAGAAAAAAGCAGCAAAAGUAGAAUUGAAUGAUGACCAAAAAAAAGAAAUAAAAGAGGCCUUUGACUUAUUCGACGUGGAUGGGUCUGGAACCAUAGAUGUGAAAGAACUGAAGAUUGCAAUGCGGGCUUUAGGAUUUGAGCCAAAGAAAGAGGAAAUUAGACAAAUGAUAGCGGAAAUGGACAAGGAAGGGACUGGCACGAUUUGUUUCGAAGAUUUUUUUGCCAUUAUGAGUGUGAAAAUGAAUGAAAAGGAUGAGAAAGAAGAGAUACUGAAGGCUUUUAAAUUAUUUGAUGAUGAUGCUACUGGCACCAUAUCACUGAAUAACAUCAAGAGGGUUGCCAAGGAACUAGGGGAAAACUUAACAGAAGAAGAAUUGCAGGAAAUGCUCGAUGAAGCGGACCGUGAUGGUGACGGAGAGAUUAACGAGGAAGAGUUUUUGAGGAUGAUGAAGAAGACCAGUCUUUAUUAGCUCUGCUUUCU
Microtus oregoni (creeping vole) is the source of this 572-nucleotide messenger RNA. Its product is annotated as centrin-4. Gene Ontology annotation, biological process: mitotic cell cycle; nucleotide-excision repair; centriole replication. The transcript has 5 exons. The coding region runs from base 1 to 561 and encodes 186 amino acids. NCBI's taxonomy places the organism in Eukaryota, Metazoa, Chordata, Mammalia, Rodentia, Cricetidae. Gene Ontology annotation, cellular component: centrosome; centriole. Gene Ontology annotation, molecular function: calcium ion binding. The record is from RefSeq and is a predicted model, not a curated record.